AGUCUACCCAAUCGGACAUAUCAGGCAAGAUGAGAACACAAGUCUCUAUUCCGCUCAUAUCGUUUUUGACUGCAGCAUUUGUAAAUGCAAACUUGUCUGGGCCAGUGGUCGAUCUCGGCUACGCACAAUAUCAAGGCAAGUACUUGGAAGACAACGACCUCAACAACUACUAUGGCAUUCGCUAUGCCCAAGCUCCUGUCCACCACCUGCGCUGGAGACCCCCCAUGCCAAUCGAACUCCAUAACAACUACUCCCGCAGCACUCCAAUUGACGCAACAACUCCUGGCCCAGCAUGCGUCCAAGGAAAGCCAACCUGGUUCGUAGAUGAAGAAUUCCCGCUUCCGCGCCCACCGGGUAUUGAAGACUGUCUCCUCCUCGACAUCAAGGUCCCAGCAAACCCAUCCUCAUCCAGUCUCCCCGUCAUGCUCGAGAUCCACGGCGGUGGCUACGUGCUAGGCAGCACUUCUGCAUAUCCCGGCUACGCACUCAUGCAGCAUGCUCGCGGCGACAUGAUCUUCGUCAGUAUCCAAUACCGCCUGGGCGCAUAUGGCUUCCUGUCCUCUGCGGACAUCCUCGCACACGGCACUGCAAACGUAGGGCUGCUCGACCAGCGUGCGGCACUGGAGUGGGUGCAACGCAAUAUUAGAGCCUUUGGCGGAGAUCCAAAUCGUGUGACGGUCCAUGGGGGGAGUGCAGGUGGUGGGGCCUUGAACCACCUCAUGAUCAUGUAUGGAGGCGUCCAGGCGCCGCCAUUCCAGGCAGCGAUUGUAGAGUAUCCAUGGUGGCAGCCGAUGAAGAAUGCGUCGGUGGUGGAGAAGCAAUAUCGCGAUUUGCUACUGAAGACGGAGUGUGAUGAUAUUGCAUGCCUGAGGGGCUUGGAUGAGGACACGCUUGCGGUGGCGAUACAGAGCUUGUAUGAUCUUGGGUAUAAUGCUACGGCGGUGCAGUAUUACGGGUAUGGGGAUUUCUACUUUGGACCCACGGUCGAUGGGACGAUAAUCCGGGAUCUGCCGUCGAAUGAGUUUAAGCGAGGGAAUUUCGCGAAAGUUCCUAUAAUGACGAACAAGGAGACGUAUGAGGGGCUUCGCUUUACUGACACUGCCUUGAGUACUCCUGAGGAUGUGAAGCAAGACUUGGAGCAGCUGUUCCCAUUCGCACAAGGAAAAGCAGCAUUUUGGAACCGACUGUUUCAAAUGUAUCCUGCUGAGAACUUCAACUCCAGUCUGUUUCAACGCGAGAAGAUAUUUGGCAACUCCAUCGUUGAUUGUCCAACGUAUUACAUUUCGACUGCAGCUUCAGACUGGGGAGUCCCGGUAUAUAAGAUGGCAUUUAAUGCGGGGACACAACUCCAUGCGUCGACGUAUCCCUAUUUGUUCAACAACAAUACGUUGAAUUACACUACACCUGGUUCGGUCGAUAACACUACAAUGUCUUCUAUCAUGCUAGAUUGGUUCGUCUCAUUUGUAAUGGUGCAUGACCCAAACGCAAUCUCUUACUCAGGUAUGCCGAAGCCACAUUGGCCGACAUAUCUUGAAGCUUCAGCUCCUGGAACUUCGAAUGGUUAUAGAGUGAUUGAGGUCAACUAUACGAAUAUAGCCGUAGUGGCUGACCAGGACGCAAGUCCGCAAUGUGACUUCUGGCAUGCACAGAGCUAUGUGAUAAGAAGUUGACGGUAGGCGGCCAGCAACAUACUAAGUGCCAUUUGCCCUGUACUUGUCGAGUAUAUGUUGGAAUGUAUUUAAUCAUAGUCGGACUUGAAGCAGAGACACUGAUGGUGAUUGUUAUUUAUGACCUUAAUAACAAACACUUGAAGCUCAUGAAGCCGAUCAUGUUGGUUAAGUGCCAGAUGGAACUACCGGUUUCACACACCUUAUGAUGAUAAUAGCGAUCAGACAUGGAGAAUAGAGAUGAGCUGUGUUCUCAAUGUUCACUCUAUACUGGGGACAGGAGGG
This is a messenger RNA of Pseudovirgaria hyperparasitica, 1952 nucleotides long. RefSeq names its product alpha/beta-hydrolase. Gene Ontology annotation, molecular function: hydrolase activity. Bases 30 to 1670 code for a protein of 546 amino acids. The record is from RefSeq and is a predicted model, not a curated record. The transcript has 3 exons. Lineage: Eukaryota; Fungi; Ascomycota; Dothideomycetes; Acrospermales; Acrospermaceae.